Messenger RNA from Penicillium arizonense, 837 nucleotides. RefSeq names its product alpha/beta hydrolase. Lineage: Eukaryota; Fungi; Ascomycota; Eurotiomycetes; Eurotiales; Aspergillaceae. The coding region runs from base 1 to 837 and encodes 278 amino acids. The transcript has 4 exons. Gene Ontology annotation, molecular function: hydrolase activity. The record is from RefSeq and is a predicted model, not a curated record.
AUGGUGAGAGCCGACGAGGUAUCUCUCGAAGAAUUUCGGAAAAGUCCCGCUGCAUACAGCUUCACCUUCCCAACAUGCCCAGGCGGAUGGGUUCUUGGAAAUCUCAAUUCUGAGGCAGCGUGGUGCCGGCACAUGUGCAACAAAGCUCAAAUUAAAGUUAUAGAUGUUGACUACCGUCUCGCUCCCGAGUUCCCGUACCCAACUAGCAUCUACGACUCGUGGGAUGCUGUGAAAUGGACAAUUGCAAAUGCCUCUAGGCUCAAUAUUGAUUCGUCGAGUGUUUCUAUUGGAGGCCUAUCGGCAGGAGGUCAAAUGACAGCAGUAUUAGGCCAUUUUGCCCGCGAUGCAGGCGUUGACCUGAAACUGCAGCUGAUCAUUGUUCCAGCGACAGACAUGCGCUACUGUCUAAGAACACGAGAGUUGAACAAGGCCACUUGUCCCUAUGAAAGUGUCUUGCUAUACCAUGAUGCACCUUGGGGCCCCUUGGGGAGAGAGCAAUGGUUUCUGAAAUAUUGGUUGGGCGAUGAUGACGACGUGCAAGAAAGUAUCUUGACGAAGGACUGGAUUUGCACACCCGUUCUUGCUCCCUCAUUUGAAAACCUUGCGAAGGCACACAUUAUCACGGCCGAGUUUGAUCUUGAACGGGAUGAAGGGGAGUUUUAUGGUCUACUUAUGCAGAAUGCUGGGAAUGAAGUCACAAUGAAGAGAUACCCGGGCAUGCCCCAUGCGUUUGCGCACUACAAUCACCCAGAAAGAGGACUUUCGCAAAGCUUUGCGUAUAUUGAAGAUACGAGUCGACUCCUUCGGGAGGUGCAUUUUGGCAAGAGGGGAGAAUAA